GUAAAAAAAUUUAAUAUAACACAAGGUGAUGAACCAGGAACGUCAAUGAUAUCAACAACAAGUAUAAUAAAUACACAGUCAGUAAUACUCAGUCCAACAAGUCCAACAUCAACAAUGGAAGCUACUCGAUCACCAAAUAGUAGUAAACGAUCUGCAUUAAAUAGUAUUGAGUCAAAUGAGACGCAAGUUAAAUUAAAAAAACUUAAACAAGAUCUUCUUAUAAAAUUUUCAAAACAGUUACAACCAAAAGAUAAGAAACUGGAAAAUCAAAUUGAACGAUAUUUAGCAUUAAAUGUGGAAACAAAUGAUGUUUUACAGUGGUGGAACGCAUAA
Molecule: messenger RNA, 333 nt
Organism: Didymodactylos carnosus
Lineage: Eukaryota; Metazoa; Rotifera; Eurotatoria; Philodinida; Philodinidae
Source: the annotation of a GenBank genome assembly